CCGACAGAACAGCUGGCAGAUCGGACAAGUGUUUGCUUCAGAGCUCAACUCAAUAUCAGUCGUAUUUAUAGGACACAGUGAAGGAGAGUCUGAGGAGUUAAAGCGUGUUUCUUAGAUGUGGAAAAUGAAAAGCAGUUUGAUCUUGUUGUGUUCAGUUUGCGUUUGGUUUCCUGUUCAAGCAACAUUUCGACCGUCCGAUACGUGUAACUGUUAUGGUAAAGCACAGUACUGUAAAGCAGAUCAUCUGGGACUGCACUGUAUAAACUGCCAGGGCGACACAGAAGGGCGACAAUGUGAAAACUGCAAAGAAGGUUACUACCACCAGAGGGCAGAAGACGAUUGUGCGCCCUGUGACUGCAACACUGUUGGUUCUCAAGGACCCGCCUGCAACAAUGAGGGCCGGUGUGCGUGUAAACCGGGAAUUCACGGUGACAGAUGUGACCGCUGUCAUGAUGGGUCUCCAGUCACCGUUAAUGGAUGUGAGCCUUUGAGAUUGAGCUGUCGGUCACGUUAUAACGGUCAACUCACGUAUAACAGAGAGGAAUGUCUGCCCUGUUUUUGUUACGGACAUUCAGACGUGUGCACCUCUGCGCAGGGAUACUCCGUUCAUAAUAUCACCUCAACUUUUGAACACGGACCUGAGGGAUGGCGGGCGGCUACUGAUAAAGGUGUGACCCCCUCAGAAGUGCGAUUCAGGUGGUCUCCCACUCACAAAGAUCUCGAGGUCAUCUCCAAAGAUAUCCUUCCGAUUUAUCUGUUCGCACCAGGAACUUACCUGGGGAAUCGGGCACUGAGUUAUGGUCAGACACUGAUCUUCUCUCUGCGUUUGGACAGAGGCGUCCGUCGUCCCUCCACCUAUGAUGUUAUAGUAGAAGGAGCAGGUCUCAGGGUGUCCGCUUCACUCGGGAACAUGAGAUCUGUGGUGCCGUGUGGCAAAAAACUCACUUUCACAUUCACAUUGGAUGAACAACCCGGCAGCAAAUGGACACCGCAACUUUCUUCUCUAGAAUUUCAAACACUCUUAAGCAAUCUCACAGCCAUUAAAAUCAGAGGGACAUUUGGUGAAAAUGGACGUGGUUAUCUGGAUGAUGUCACUCUAGUGUCGGCUAAACUGGGUCCUGGCGCCCCUGCAGUCUGGGUGGAGAAGUGCAGCUGUUCCGCCGCUUAUGAGGGACUGUUUUGCGAGCGCUGUGCCACGGGCUACAGAAGGCGUUUCCCCGGUCAAGGCCCUCGAAGCCCCUGUGACCCCUGCUCGUGUCAGGGUGGAACUUGUGAUCCAGAAACAGGAGGUUGUUACUCGGCCGAUGAGAUACCAAAUCUGCAGAUGUGCCCCAAAGGUUAUUAUAUCAACCGACGACAGUCCAAUACCUGUCUGAGAUGCCCCUGUCCCGAGGGCGAGGCUUGCUUUGUCAUUCCAGGAACAGAGGAAGUGAUAUGUGCCCGGUGUCCUCAUGGAACAACAGGUUCUCGUUGUGAAAUCUGUGCCGGAGGGUUUUAUGGAGAUCCUUUGGGAGAGUACGGCCAACCCAGACCGUGCCAACCCUGCCAGUGUUCCAACCGAUUGGACGAGACCAUUGAAGACAACUGUGACCCGCUGACAGGGGAGUGUCGGAGGUGCCCGAAUCAUAGCACAGGCCCCAGGUGUGAGAACUGCGUAGAGGGGUACUUCCACCGUUACCCCACAGAGCCAUGCCAGGCCUGUGACUGCAACCGCAAGGGCUCUGUAUCAGAUUCCUGCAAUGGUAAUGGCCAGUGCAAGUGUAGGGAUGGUUAUGAGGGACUGAAGUGUGAGAAAUCAACAUGUCCAUCCUGCUUCAAUCCAGUCAAGAGCCAGAUAUUAUCGUAUGCACGACAGCUGCAGGAUAUGGAGAAUGUAUUUAAUACAAUUGGAGGUGAUAAUAAUGUUCCAGUCAAAGAUGCUGAGAUAGAUCGAGCCGUCAAGGCCGCAGAGGUGAUGCUGCAGUCCCUGCAGACCAGAGCAAAUGAACUCACAGAUUCAGAGAAACUGCUUCAGGACAAGCUGGUCAGCAUCAGCCGGAAUCAGCUGAGAGAGGAGAGAAACAUGGAUGCUGUGUUGAAGACAGUGAAUGGCGUCAGAACCAGAGAUCAACAGUACAAGACUGAAGUUUCUGAAAUCCAGAAGCUCAUAAGUGACAUCCGACUAAAUCUGCAACAGGCCAAACGUGACGUUCAGCAGAUUGAGUUGCCAUCAGGUGAUGCGGAGGAGGGCUCUACCACCUUGUCUUAUUUGGUUCAGAGAGCUGCUGAUCUUGCUGAACAGCACCAGGGUGAGGGAGUGACGAUAGAGAACAUAGCCAGGAAUGCUCUGUCAACGUCUGACAAGGCCUUAAACCUCCUACGAACCACCAUGGACUCAGAAAAUAAAGUCAAAGAUGAGCUCAAGGAACUUAAAAAACAGUAUGAAGCAGAUGUAACUAAAGUGAGUGACAUGGAGAGAAAAGCCAUUCAAGUGACUGGAGACGCUGAAAAGGAGAGCAAACUAGCUCAGGGCGCGCUUAUACAAAUAUCUGACGUGGAGAAAGGCCUGCCAAAGCCUCUGAAGAAUGAGAUUGCUGGUGUGAUUGGUCGCUAUGAUGGGCUGAAGGUAGCCGUGGAGGGGAGUAUAAAACAAUACCAGGACUUACAGAAGAAUAUGCUCGCUGGACAGAAAGAGGCAGCUGAUCUACUCGAUAAUGCCAAGACUUUACAAAAGGUUCAAGAUGAGCUUUUGGCAAGGGCAAAUGAAGCUGAUGCCAUUAAAAAUAAAUCUUUGGAAAUCUUUACAAACAACAAGGACAGUCUUGAUAAUACACUGGAGAAGCUCAAAGGAUUUGAUGACCAGAUCAAUAACAAUAAGAACCUGGCAGAUGAAGCCAUCAAAAAACUGCCUGGCAUUGAAGCCACCAUUCAAAAAGCAACCGCUGAUAACACCAAGACUCAGGACAUUCUGGAUGCCAUGGCCGUUCCCUACAAAGAAGCUCAAGAUAUGAUUGACGCUCUUAAAAGCAAUGCAGCCCAACUUGAGGGAUUAUCCGGCUCUCUUCCACCCGCUGCUGAUAUUCUGAACACUGCCAAUAAACUGAAGGGGGACUUGGAUGGACUGAACAUAGCGACAUCUUUAACUAAAGACAGACUGAAUAAAGAGAAGAGCGAUGUGAAGACACAAAUAAAUCAAGCUAAGGAAGCUGUCAUAGAUGCCACUGGGGCACUUGAUCACGCAAAGAAUGCAAGGAAUGGUGUUAGUGAUACUUUAAAGACAAUCAAUGAUAUCAUGGGAUCGCUGGGAUCUCCUGGUGUAGUUGAUGAGACUCGAGUGACUGAGCUGGAGAGCGCCGUGGCUGAAUACCGCAGUCGUGUGGAGAAGGAACUGAGGCCCAGACUCAGAGAGCUGGAGGAGAAAGAAGCCCAGCAGAGAGCCUCCAUGACAGGCAUGAUCAAUGACAUUGACGUUAUCCUCACCGACAUUGCCAACUUGGAGCACAUCCGCAGAAGCAUUCCUGACGGCUGUUAUAAUUUACCACCUCUUGAAAGGCCUUAAAGAUUUUGAACUACUGCAUGGGCCACAAUGUUACGAUAACACUGUACUUGAAUAGUAUGGAGUAUUUUUUGCCAUUACAGUUUUUGUAUUGAUAAUUGAGAGGUUUUUAUUAGUAUUUAUUGCUUUACAUCUUAUGAGUGUUUUUUGAUUCAAACGUAAUUACUGUGAAGUUUGGAAUGAUGUAGAUUAAUAUUUGUUACUUGUUCGCCAAAGAUAAAUUAAAGCUGCAAUCUGUAACUUUUCUCUCUGUCGCCAUCUUUGUUUGUAGAUUAACACUGCAGGUUACUGUACAAACUUUGUACAUAAAAAAAUCUAAUUAUGAGUUAUUAUUAUAAGCUUGUGAAUCUGAGUAAAUUAAGAAGACCUUUUUAAAUAUUGUUUAUAACUAAAUAGCAAAAUAUUGACUGUUGAAAGUUACAGAUUGCAGCAUUAACACAAUAUUACAUUAGUAUUUGGCUGUUUAAGAAGUUAAAAUGUAACAUCCAUUUACUUUGGAAAUCUAUUGUUAAAUAAUGUUUUAAAAGUCAAAGAAAUGCACGACUAACAAUUUCGAUUCAUUGUUGUUUUGUUUUAUUAAAUUCAGUUCAUAAGUUGUUGUCAUGGCAGCAUAUUACUCAGUGUGUUUUGUAGCAACUAUUAAGUAAAAAUAUAGUCAUAUAUUAAUAUAUCACAUUAUGCAUACACACAUGCUUAUACACUAUAGACGAAUACUUAGAAAAUAACUAUUAUUUAAAGACCUAAAAUUGAGCAUCUUCAAAACUGAAACCUACCAUCUUAAUACACGAUGCUUUCUAUGUAUAGAUGUCAAAAUAGUAUGAUUUUCUAUUUAAAAACAAGAGAGCAAUACAAAUACAAGAGAAAACAGAAAAAUUAUUAUUAUUAUUUGAUGCUAUAAUUCGGAAUGGAGACAUGAAGAUCGCAAGAAAACAGUGGUAAGUGUGAAGUUGCAGAAUGAAAUCAUGAAAAAUGCUUCAUUAUUAGUGGAACAUUUCCCAGAAUAAUCUUCUAAUGAAUUUACUUUAAAGUUAAUAGUUAGCGGUGCAAAAUGUUCAAGCGAUUCCUAAUACAUCAGUUGCUAUGGUGACACUGACUGCUCAGUGAAAUGAAAUAACUCAUUAAUUUGAAAUUAAUUCGAAAAACAGUGUGUGUUUAACAAUUGUCUUUACUUGUUAAAGAAGUAUGAUCCAUUGGACAAAUAAAGUUAGGUUAUUCUUCAUGUAUUUAUUACAUUCAGUUUUCCAUUUCCUAUGCCAGUAUACACAACCAAGAGCAAAUGGUAAUAUUUUAUAUUACAUUUUAUAGCUUUAUAUUAAUCUCAGAGUGUCAAUGAAUAAGACUGUUAAAAUGAUCAGAAUGUCUAUGGGAUGCUUUCUGAAUCCCUUUUGUUCUUGUAGAAUAAAAUAACAGCACAAUAAUGUGAAACAAAACUACACUUUCCUUCCUUUGUAAAGGUUUGAAUACUGAUCUCCUUUUCAAUCUGUAAUCUUAUUUCCAGAUUAAACGUUCCAACAUUUCUCACCGCACUGCUGUAUUGCGCAUUCAAAAAGUUUGUAAAGGAAUUCUCCGAAGUGAAAAUAUUAGUGUCAGCAAAGGAACUACGUUUGUUUUGUAAGCCCCCAGAAACACAUCAA
This is a messenger RNA of Triplophysa dalaica, 5169 nucleotides long. RefSeq names its product laminin, gamma 2 (gene lamc2). NCBI's taxonomy places the organism in Eukaryota, Metazoa, Chordata, Actinopteri, Cypriniformes, Nemacheilidae. The transcript is spliced from 22 exons. Gene Ontology annotation, molecular function: extracellular matrix structural constituent. The coding region runs from base 116 to 3538 and encodes 1140 amino acids. The record is from RefSeq and is a predicted model, not a curated record.